This is a messenger RNA of Aedes albopictus (Asian tiger mosquito), 4980 nucleotides long. RefSeq lists its product as uncharacterized. Lineage: Eukaryota; Metazoa; Arthropoda; Insecta; Diptera; Culicidae. The coding region runs from base 4392 to 4703 and encodes 103 amino acids. The transcript is spliced from 2 exons. The record is from RefSeq and is a predicted model, not a curated record.
AAAUGUUCCAAAAGUUCCUUUAAAAAUUUGUUUUGAGGUUUUAUAAAUUUUAUUCAAUUAUUUUACUACAAGGAGCUACUAAUAGCACCACUAUUGGUACAUUUACCCUAGUCCGCCAGAGAUUUGUUCAGAAAGUGCUCUAGGGAUUCCAUUGAAAAUCCCCGCAUGAAUGUGUCCAUGAAUUUCUACAGCGGUUCAUCCGUAAAAUCCUGCAGAAAUUACUCCAGAGAUUCUUGCAUUAUUACUUCCAGUGUUCCGGGCAGAUAUUCCUUCAUUCAUUUCCCAGAUAUUUAUCCUGCAUUUCCUCUAAAAUUAACUCCAAUUAUUUCAUUACGAAUUCUUCAAAAUCAAAAUUAUGUUCUAAACAUUUCUACGAACUUUCCAGCAGUUCUUUCAGACAUUGCACAAAAAAUACUGAAGAUUUCUUUAAGCAAUCCUUGAAGAAAUUUAUAAGAAAUUCAAGGAGAAUUGCCUUAAGGUGAAACUGAAUCCAUUUCCUCAUUUUUUUUGGUUUUUGAUCUUUUUAUAAAAUAACAAAGCAAUAUUUUCGUACACAUGUAGAGUAUGGAUCAAGGUAUCUCCUGAUUUUUUUUCCUGGUGGAAAAUGUUUUUCGUUUUUCUCAGAAACCAUUUUUAAACAAAAAUUCGCAAAAAAAUGUUUUUUGCAAAAAUGGAAAAAAUAUUUUCACCACGAAAAAAAUUUCAGAAGAUACCUUGAUCCAAACUCUUAUUGCUUCAUUAAUAGUCAAUUAAUAAACAAUCAAAAACCAAAAAAAUGAGAAAAUUCUUCCAGUUUCGCCUUAAGAAUAAGUUAUUUGGAGUACAUAUCUCAUAUUUUCUAGAGCACCGUUUUAAAGAACCGUUAAAUGGAUUCUGAUGAAAAUACACCACAAUGUUGACAAUCACUGGACAAUCAGAAUGGUACAUUUUCAACCAUAUACGCUGAACGUAAAACGGUGCUCUAGAAAAUUUGAGCUAUGUCCUGCAAAUACCUUGUCCUUAAAUAACUCCAGGAGAUACCUUUGAAAACUUCUAGAUGAAAUUCUUGAGAAUUUUCUGAAGGAAUUCCUGGACAAAAAAUCCUGAAACAAACCUCUGGAGCAAUUCCUGGAUAAAUGCUUUGUAUGAAAUCUAGGAAAAUACCAGAACACCCCUUGAUUUUCAGAAAAAAAUAAUCACUGGAGACUUCUGGAGUGACUCUGCAAGUAAUUCAAAGGAAGAAAUGCUUUUGAAAUUUGUGAAGAGAUUCCUGGAAAAAAUCCGAAAAGGAAUUUCUGAAGCAAUCUCUUGAAAAUAUCUGCAUAAAUCGCAGGCAAAGGCACUGGUCAAAUUCUUGUAGAAAUCCCCUAAUAAAUUUCUGAGGGAUCCCUGGAGGAUUAUCAGAAGAAGUCCUUGGAAGAACUCCUGAAGGAAUUCUCAGAAAAAAAUUGAGUUCAACAUCUGAAGGGAUUUGUACACAAACUAAGAUUCAUUCAUUCAUUCAUCACAACUGCUACCUGGAAAAAUUUGUGAAUGAAAUCCUGUAGAAACAAAAAAAAAAAUAAAAAAGUAACAGGAAAAAAUCUGUUCGCACCUGUGUCACCCCAGAACCACUGAAGAAAUAUAAAAAUGAGUGUUUGAUGGAAUCUUUGAAAUGAUACCUGGAAGAACUGGAGAUCCAUGUGCAGGUAUCCGUAGAAAAAAAAUCUUGAAAAGCUCCUUGAAAAAUGCUAAGGAAUAGAGUCUGGAGUAGUUUUUUCAGGAAUUGUUGAGAGUAUUUUUGAAAAAAAAAUCAGAAUGAAUCUCUGAAGGAAAAUCUAAAUACAUUACUCGCCAAUAAUAUGGAAUCGUUGCACUACUUAGUAUUGGAGCACCCAAAAAGUUUUGCAUCACCCAAAAUGAGGAGGAAAAAUGGAAUAAACCUAGAACCAAUUAGGCUGUGAGUACAAGUUGCAUUUUCAUAGAGAACUAGAGGGCCAUAAGUGAUUUAUGCCUCAAACACCUGAAAUAAUCACAUUUUAGGGUGCUGCAAUAUUCAGUAUGGGUGUUGCAAUAUGCGAUUCCAUACUUAUGGCAGGUAGUGUAAAUCCAAAUCAAUGCCUGGAGAAUUACUUGAAGGAACUAUUGGAAAAGCCCCAGGAGCAUCUUCCAAAUGAGUGGAUCGGACCUGGUGUGAUGGUUAGAACACUUGACUAUCACGCCGAGGACCUGGGAUCGAAUCCCACUCCCGACAAACUCGCAAAAUGUGAGUUCUUUCUUCGGAAGGGAAGUAAAGCGUGGGUCCCGAAAUGAACUAGCCUAGGGCUAAAAAUCUCGUUAAUACAGAAAAAAAAAUCUUCCAAAUAAUUUUCUUGAGAAAUUUCUUGAAGAAUUUCCAAAAACAUGCCCGAGAAAAUCCCAGACCAUAAUACAUGGAGUUCAAACUGAAGGAACCUCUUUUUAUUAUCUGUAUUAACGAGAUUUUCAGCCCUAGGCUAGAUCAUCUCGGGACCCAUGCUUUACUCCCCUUCUGAAGGAAGAACUCACAUAUUGCGAGUUUGUCGGGAGUGGGAUUCGAUUUCAGGUCCUUGGCGUGAUAGUCACGUACUUUAAUCAUGAAGGAACCUCUGGAGAAACUUUAGGAGUAAAUAGUUCCUAAUUUCUAAAUUUUUGAAGGAAAAUCUUAGAGGAAUUUCUGAAAGAAUCUUUGUGCAAAGAUUGCUUUUGGAGUUUCACCUUUUAAAGAAACAUUUUCAGGAUUUCCUGUAGAAAGCCCUGGAGAAAUUCCAAGAAGAAUUUCUUGAAAAAAAUCUAGAAGAAUUUUCGGAGAAAUCCCAAAGAAAAACUCCUACAAAAAACUCUGGCAACAUUUCGGGUGCAAUUCCUUCAGCAAUGUUUGAAGAAAGGAACACAAGCAUGAACUUAUGUAGCAAUUCUUGAAGGAAAUUCCCAUAGAAUUCCUUAAGGAAUCCCAGGACGAAUUUCGAAAGGAAUUUCUUGGGAAAUCCGUGGAGCAGUUUCAAGAAAAAUCUUUUGAAUAAUUUCUUGAGAAAGUUCUGAAAAAGUUCCAAGGAAAAUUCCUGGAGGAAUUUCAGAAAUAAUAUCUGGAGAAAUCCCUGGAGAAUUAAAAAAUACACGGACUGUGAUAUAUUGUGAAGGGAUACUGAAUUUUUAUAGGAAUUCUUGCUAAAAUCAUUCUAAGAAAUCCUGCUGGAAUCUUCAUUCUGUAAACAUUCCAGCAAAUGUUUGAUAAAUCUUAAAAGUUUCUCAAAAAGAAUUUCGGGCAGUGUACCUAGAGGUAAGCCUGGAGAAAAUCACAGGAAAAAAUUUGAAAUAAUAAUGCAUGAUGCGUUUUUGGAACAAUUCUUUAUUAUUUAGACGCAAUAGUAAAAUCAUAUCCUUGGGAACGUUUCAAUGUAAGGGGCGCUGAAAUUUGGAAACCCUGAGUAACCAGCUCUGAUCAUAAUAAAUUAAAUUAAAUUCGAGAGAUUAAGUGGGAAAAUAAUUAAAAAAAACUGGGAUCGAGUCCCACUCCUGACAAACUAAUAAAAAAGUGAGUUCUUCCUUCGGAAGGGAAAUAAAGCGUGGGUCCUGAGAUGAAUCAGCCCUGUGACUUUUGAAUUUCGUAAAUAAUGUUAAAAAUAUGGUUAUCCGGGAUCUUGUCCCAAAUUCUUGCAAACAGUUUCCAUAAAUUAACCAAACUGAGAUAGCUGAAUAACAGUUUCUAAAACUGAAGUUUGCUCUAGAAUUGUUUUUUCAUACAGCUAAAAUGGUUUUGUGUAGUCCUUGUUUGUUCUCACAUGGCUAUCACAAUGCUUAGCAAUGUCGUAGUGUAGUUAUUUUUGGCAUAGGGUUCGCACAUUUGCGCGUAGAUGCCAAUCGUAAGAUGAUAGAUGAUGGAGGUGUUGCGGCACAGUUUGCAUGGUUGCAUAACUUGUAGGUGUUAUAUGAUAGAUUAUCACUGUGCUAAGGAAGUUAGAAGGAAGGGAAACGGAUGUUUCAUCCCGUUUCUGGUUCUAGCGAUAGUUGGAUAGUUGGAUAUCGACAAUUUCUUUUUCCUUCAGUGCGCGCUUAUAUUUUAGUCAUGAACAAUUCAAACAAUUCUAGACCAAAUCAGUGAUGAUCGAUUGAACAUUUCUCUAUUAAUAACAAAAACUGAUUUUAUUUUGCAAUAAUUUUGCACUCGGGUACUCACUGCAAGUGGGAGCCAUGCACCAUCAACAGCGUCAAGCAUCCCCAAAUCAAACGACAAUCAUUAGUGCUGGUUCGUCGGUUUCAGAUUCAUCGUCGUCGUCGUCGUCCUGUGAUCCUAAUUGGUGUGCUAUACUGCAGUGCCGCGUGUGAUAAGUGAUUGGUUGGAGAUUUUCGGCUCCAAAAUCGGUUCUGAAGAGCAGUCAGUGUGAUCGUUUGCGCCAAUUAAAAGUCGAGCAGCAAUGGAAGAAAGCGUGGAAAGUGUUGCGACCACCACCGCCGGCGGCGGCGGAAUCGAGGAGAAGGAAGCGGUGGUGCGGGUGGUCGGCAAGUGGAAGGGCAAAAUGAGCAAGUUUCGCAUCAGCUACAGUGCACUGGAAACGUACGACGGGACGACACCGAGCGCAGGCGGCGGAGGAGGAGGAAACUGUGGCAGCAGCUACGGCGGAGGUCCCAACGGGUCCCGUCGGGGGUCCAAGUUUUUUCAGAGGCCACGCUCGAUGUCCGCCUGGAGCGACAUCAGUCGCAGUAGCAUGCGGUUGGAUGAGAGGUAAAUGGUUGAUUAUAUCGAGUAAUCUUUCAAUUUUUACGUGUUUCACUUAUCUUAACUACACUAGGUUACAAAAUAAAACGAAAGUCGUGAACUUCUCGACAGAUCAAUCAUAUAAAAGUAAAAUAUUAGCAAGAGUUCGCACACAAAACGGCGCUAGUGCUGUAAUGGCUUUUUGAAAAGCUGCUCCGAAGACUGUGAGCUUACAUACUCAAUGAGCUACAUUGAAUACAAUUUAGUUCGAAAUUCAUUCACCUCGUGACGCGUGUGUUUUUGGUUGC